Tilletiaria anomala UBC 951 is the source of this 450-nucleotide messenger RNA. RefSeq lists its product as uncharacterized. The coding region runs from base 127 to 387 and encodes 86 amino acids. The transcript is spliced from 3 exons. Lineage: Eukaryota; Fungi; Basidiomycota; Exobasidiomycetes; Georgefischeriales; Tilletiariaceae. The record is from RefSeq and is a predicted model, not a curated record.
CACAACUCCAAUUCAAGUUUACUAAACUAGCAUCACCUAUUCUGAACCCCUUAAGCAGGCGAACCUAUCUGAAGUCUAUUCAUUCCAACCCGAGAAGGCGAAGAAAGAGCGAAAAAAUCCGCCAAAAUGCCAGUUCCGUGGGAAGCGAUGCUGCCAAUGGGCUUGGUGGUUGUUAUGUUCGGCGUCACCGGCUCUGGUUUCAGCUUGGCAAAGCGGAUGACCAACGAGGGUAAGCCCGCAAGGCACAGUCUCGACGACUGGGAACACAUGAUGAUGCAGAGAGACCAGAGAUUGACAGGGUCAUUACGAGGGCAAGCAGUGAAUCCUGUCGCGCCACCCAACUUUGCUACUUCAAGCAUCUGGACAACGGAGAGGGUUCAGACCUGAUUCCUGUCUUGCCAGAGAUCGUGUACCAUGAUCGACUAGAAACGCGAAGUGCUUUGAUUUUAU